Molecule: messenger RNA, 1356 nt
Organism: Parastagonospora nodorum SN15
Lineage: Eukaryota; Fungi; Ascomycota; Dothideomycetes; Pleosporales; Phaeosphaeriaceae
Exons: 4
Coding region: 1-1356 (451 amino acids)
Biological process (GO): endocytosis; signal transduction; peptidyl-serine phosphorylation
Cellular component (GO): nucleus; cytoplasm
Molecular function (GO): ATP binding; protein serine/threonine kinase activity
Source: RefSeq, a predicted model, not a curated record
AUGAGCGGCAGCACUUCUUCGUCCAACGUGGUGGGCGUCCACUAUCGCGUCGGCAAGAAGAUCGGCGAGGGUAGCUUUGGCGUCAUUUUCGAGGGCACCAACCUGCUCAACCAGCAGCAGGUUGCCAUCAAGUUCGAGCCGCGCAAGAGCGACGCCCCCCAAUUGCGCGAUGAGUACCGCACGUACAAGAUCCUCGUGGGCUGCCCCGGGAUCCCUAAUGUUUAUUACUUUGGCCAAGAAGGCCUGCACAACAUCCUGGUGAUCGACUUGCUCGGUCCCAGUCUCGAGGACUUGUUCGAUCAUUGCAACAGGAAGUUUUCUAUCAAGACAGUUGUCAUGGUAGCAAAGCAGAUGUUGUCGAGAGUUCAAACAAUCCACGAGAAGAACUUGAUCUACAGGGACAUCAAGCCCGAUAACUUCCUCAUCGGCCGCCCCGGCUCUAAGAGCGCCAACGUUAUCCACGUUGUCGACUUCGGCAUGGCCAAGCAGUACCGUGACCCCAAAUCAAAGCAGCACAUUCCCUACAGGGAACGCAAGUCGCUUUCUGGUACCGCUCGUUACAUGAGUAUCAACACCCAUUUGGGACGCGAGCAAUCGCGUCGAGACGAUCUCGAGGCCCUCGGUCACGUUUUCAUGUACUUCCUGCGCGGGGGGCUGCCAUGGCAAGGUCUCAAGGCGGCGACUAAUAAGCAAAAGUACGAGAAGAUCGGAGAGAAAAAGCAGACGACCCCCAUCAAGGAUCUCUGCGACAGCUUCCCUGAGGAGUUCAACAAAUACCUGAGCUACGUCCGCAACCUCGGGUUCGAGGACACCCCUGACUACGACUACCUGCGCGAGCUCUUCACGCAGGCACUCAAGAGCACCGGCGAGAUCGAAGACGGCGAGUACGACUGGAUGAAGCUGAACAACGGCAAGGGCUGGGAGGUCAUGAAGUCGCACCCAACUGCGGCGGUCCAGCAGAUGCACAGCCAGAAUGCUCAUCACAACUCGUCCACUGCCGUCAAUGUUCACGGCCAGCCUCACAGGCAGAACAAGACCCACCUGCCGAUCGAUCAUCACCGUUUAAACGAGCCUCUUCCCAAGCCCGGAGCGACUCGAGCCCAGCCAGGAAGAAGCCCAAGAGACGCCGCACAGAGGGAGUCCCAGAUUAAGAGGAAGAGCAUGGGAGAACUAGCUGCACCCGAGGGAGCUUCUACCCAGGCCCAGUUUCAGCACAGCCAGUCGAACCUGGCUUCGGCCAACCGUGCAGCACCGGCGACGAGCCCGCAAGCGCAGCAGCCCAGGCAACAACAACCUGAGAAGCCCAGCGCAAUGCAGAAGCUGAUGAAUGUUCUCUGCUGCGGCGCCGGAAAAUAG